Messenger RNA from Paramacrobiotus metropolitanus, 13546 nucleotides. RefSeq lists its product as uncharacterized. Lineage: Eukaryota; Metazoa; Tardigrada; Eutardigrada; Parachela; Macrobiotidae. The record is from RefSeq and is a predicted model, not a curated record. Gene Ontology annotation, molecular function: protein binding. Gene Ontology annotation, biological process: signal transduction.
AAAGUAAACCAUCAUCCCUGCCAUAUGAAAUAUGUCCUAGUCUAUCAGUAAUAUUCACAAUUGGCACGGAGAGAAAAAGAAGGAACGCUAACAUGACAAUUAUUCACAAACCGGUCCCUGAGUUCUAAAGAUAAUCGUUGUUGUACGGGUGUUUGGUUAAUCCAGUUGUGUGUGUAUUCACUUGUCGUAGCCUCUCUAACUUGGCCAUAUUUUUCGUGACUAAAGCACAUGUUGCACAAUUUCGUCAUGGUUGCCGCAGUGAAGAAUUCGAUACCUUAAACGUGGUAUGAGACUUCUUUAAUGAUUACGAAAGUGUUGCGGAAGUUUGUACAGAUUCACCUUUAAGACCUCUGUAUUUUUGUGGUGGCUUAUCGUUUGUACAGGUUUGUAUACAAAUCAAACAAUGCCGACCGGUGUCACGGAGACAAUGGUUCGCAACGGGAAUGAUCACAGCCAGCACACGGAAGUGAUCGUGAAAAACGGGCAUUAUGCGGGGAAGAAGCUUUUCGCAUCUCCUACGAUGUCAGACCGGACUGGGAUGGCGCCAAUCAGUGUUCCGGAAGGACCGCCUGAUGUCAAAGGAGGAUCGACGGAAGGGAAUGCCAGUUUUCUUCGGGCAGCCCGUGCCGGCAAUAUCGAGAAGGUGCAGGAAUAUCUACGGCAGGGUACCGACAUCAACACCGCCAACGCAAAUGGUCUCAAUGCGCUCCAUCUUGCAUCAAAAGAAGGCCAUGUCGAGCUUGUCAGACUCCUGCUGAAGCACGGUGCCUCCGUUGAUGCAGCCACUAAAAAGGGGAAUACCGCGCUGCAUAUUGCAUGCUUGGCUGGACAAUACGAGAUCGUUCGUAUUCUGAUCGAACAUGGUGCCGCCGUCAACGUGCAAUCGCAGAACGGUUUUACACCUCUUUAUAUGGCCGCACAGGAGAACCACUUCGAUAUUGUUAAACACCUGCUCGAGAACAACGCCAACCAGAGUCUGGCCACCGAAGACGGCUUUACACCCUUGGCAGUGGCCCUCCAACAAGGCCAUGAUAAGGUGGUUAGCAUCCUCUUGGAAAACGAUACACGCAGCAAGGUCCGCUUGCCAGCACUCCAUAUCGCCGCCAAGAAGGAUGACGUGAAAGCCGCUACACUACUCUUAGACGCCGAUCCCAACGCCGAUGUCACAUCAAAGAGCGGAUUCACUCCUCUGCACAUCGCCGCUCACUACGGGAAUGCAAACAUUGCUAAUUUGCUACUGGAUAAAAAAGCCGAUGUGAAUUACGCGGCUAGUAAACACAUGAUUACGCCGUUGCAUGUGGCUGCCAAAUGGGGACGACCAGCCAUGGUGCAGCUGCUGCUGGAUCGCGGAGCGCAAAUUGAUGCAAAAACCAGAGACGGAUUGACGCCCCUGCACUGCGGUGCACGCAGCGGUCAUGAUCGUGUAGUGGAUAUUCUCCUACAGAAAGGAUCACCCAAUAAUCCCAAAACCAAGAAUGGACUGGCUCCACUGCACAUGGCCGCCCAGGGCGACCACGUGGACAGCGCCCGCGCCCUGUUAUACUACAAAGCCCCGGUGGACGAUGUCACUGUGGAUUACUUAACACCACUUCAUGUCGCAGCUCACUGUGGGCAUGUGCGCGUGGCCAAACUUCUCCUUGAUCGCCGCGCUGACCCCAACGCACGCGCACUCAACGGCUUCACCCCGCUGCACAUCGCCUGCAAGAAGAACCGUAUUAAAGUCGUGGAACUGCUCCUCAAGCACAACGCCUCCAUUGAGUACACCACCGAGUCGGGAUUAACGCCGCUGCACGUGGCCAGCUUUAUGGGCUGUAUGAACAUUGUGCUGUAUCUGAUCCAGCACGGCAGUAAUCCCGAUGUGACCACCGUACGCGGUGAGACGCCGCUGCAUCUGGCCGUGCGAUCCAAUCAGACCGAUAUUAUCCGCAUUCUACUGCGUAAUGGAGCGAAAGUGGACGCACGGGCCCGGGAAAAUCAAACACCCCUGCACAUCGCUGUCCGGCUGGGCCACAUGGACAACAUGGCCCUGCUGCUGCAGCACGGCGCCGUGGUGGACACCCAGACCAAGGAUCUGUACACGCCCCUGCACAUUGCCGCUAAGGAAGGUCAGGAGGAGUGCGCGGCGGCGCUCAUCGAGCAGGGUGCCAACAUCAAUGCCGUGACACGCAAGGGGUUCACGCCUUUACAUCUGGCAGCCAAAUACGGGCAUAUUGGCGUGGUACGUCUCCUCCUGGACAAAGGGUCACCGGUGGAUUCGCCUGGGAAGAACGGUGUUACGCCGCUGCAUGUGGCUGCUCACUAUGAUAACGUACAAGUGGCGCAUCUGCUGCUGCAACGUGGAGCAUCGCCGUUGGCGACGGCCAAGAAUGGAUAUACACCACUGCAUAUCUCGGCGAAAAAGAAUCAACUGGACAUUGCCCACAAUCUGCUGAAAUUCAAAUCGGAUCCCAAUGCGGAAUCGAAGGCUGGCUUUACACCGGUUCAUCUGGCCGCCCAGGAAGGUCAUGCUGAAAUGCUACAGCUGUUGUUGGCCAACGGUGGCGCUGUCAACCAACGUGCUAAGAAUGGCCUCACACCGAUGCAUUUGGCGGCCCAGGAAGACCACGUCCCCGUGGCGGAAGUGCUGGUCCAGCACGGCGCAGAGAUUAAUCCCGAAACAAAGGCCGGAUACACUCCACUCCAUGUGGCCAGCCAUUUUGGUCAACUGAAUAUGGUGCGCUACCUGCUGGACCAAGGUGCUGACGUUAACGUAAAAACAUCGUACGGCUAUACACCGCUCCAUCAAGCCGCACAACAAGGACACACCCAGGUCAUCAAUGUGCUGCUUCAGCACCAAGCACAGCCCAAUGAAAUCAACAACCAAGGACAAACUGCGUUAUCUAUCGCUGAGAAGCUUGGCUAUGUGUCGGUAGUGGAGACGCUGAAAGUCGUCACGGAGACCAUUGUCACCACAACCACCACCACGGUAACGGAGGAGAAGUUUAAGGUGUUGGCCCCGGAGACCAUGCAGGAGGCGUUUAUUAGUGAUAGUGAGGAUGAAGCAGACCGCCAUCUGGAUGAAGAGGAAGAGACCAUCGAGCGGCACGGUGAUGCGUCCGUGUCACCGCCCCGCAGUCGCAGUUCAUCACGGCACCGGUCACGGCCACCGCCCACCACUGUUCAUGUGGAAGAGCAUGUAUACGUGCGCGAUGUGCCCAGUGAUGACGACGACACUGAGCGUGCGACACGCCGCCGCGUCCAUGAAACAACCGAAAAUCUCCCACCGUCGACGUCAGUGCGCGAGACACGCCGUGAUAAAAAGGUCACCAAGGAUAUCAAGCGGUCAAGAAGUCCGGAUUAUCAUAAGGAAUUUUUGUACGAAGGCUCCGGGUUUACCGGCCACAGCGAUGAACAGUACAUGGAAACCGUUAUUCGGCAUGAGGGAUUACGCGAGCGUCCCAAUAGUGAUUAUCGGCAGUACGAGACAACCGUUACCGAGACUGAGCACAUAACGUCGUCGGCCAUUCCCCGCGCCCACGUCCCGGAUGUGGUGGUGCUGAACGAGCGGCAUGAGACCCGGGCGGCGUCCGUAUCGCCCACGCACAUUCCGUUACGCGUUGAUUCUCCCGGUGAAAUUGUCGUGGAAUACGAUCGGAAUGUGCCGCAAGGGGAUAUUGUUGAACGGUAUAAACUGGUCAGCCCGCCGCCCAUCGAAGAACCGGUAGAAAAGCACAAAAAACGCAAGUGGUUCUCAUUCGGUAGCGGUGAUAAAGACAAACCGGCUUCGGAAAAGAAAGACAAAAAGAAGAACAAGAAAGAUAAAGAAGCGGAAAAACUGGAAGAAAAAUCCAAGACACUGGAACGGAAUGUGCGGUAUGAGCAGCCGAAUCGUGAGGAAGAAGUACUGCGACAAGCGGCUUUCGACCGGGAAGGGACACCACGCAACCGGACCAGAGAGAUCUUGGACGAAGCCAUUCAGGAGGCGACACUGGAGGCCGAUCGACGAGGCCGGGGCAUGUCAACGCCGAAGCCGCAUGAUGACACCAUUGUCCAUGUCUCCGAAAGUUCCGCACAUCGAAUGGUUCCGGAUGCGUCUGGGAGACCACUCCCGGGACAGCAGACGGUGGAGGUUAUCCGGGAAGGAGUUCACUCGACCCAAGUCAGGGAUGAUAACCUCCCGACUGACCGCGACGAACAUUUCAUUGAGAAAUCGGCAACUUGGCUGCAUGCACACCGCAAUAAAAAACCGGAAGAUGUGGAACAUCUGGAAGAAUCUCAUGUUCGCACGGAAUCACCGGCUCCGGUGCGUGGUGGGGAUGGCGACAAUUUCAAUGAACGACCCGAGACAUGGCUGCAUGCACAUCGCGCUAAAAAACCGGAGGAAGUCGAGCGCCUGGAAGAAAAUCGCAUACGCACCGAGUCGCCGCAACCGGAAAUUAUCGAACUCCCAAAGAGAGCAAAAAGCCCAAGAAAGGAUAAGUCCAAAGAAAGACCGCCCAAGGGUGUUCAAGUAACCACGGAGGUUGGCGCCGAGUCACUGGCCGAGACCAGUGGUGUACGCGUGACAAAGUCUCCGCAAGUCGGCACCACCACGGGAGAGCAUUUGGUGGAAACGACGGAGACCAUCGAAGGGCGGCCGACCAGGAUAACUAAACACUGGUCGGGACACAAGGAAAUUCUGGAAAAUUUUGACAAAGAUAGUGAAGGGCGUAGCUCGCGUGAUGUGACAGUGGCGCGACCGAUGCAUAUACGCGAGCAUGAUCACAGUGUGGAACGGUUACAAGAGGAUGUGUACGAGACCACCAUCGAUGACGGCAACACCAGCAAAAAAUCCAAAACCAAAUCCAAGUCCAAGGAAAAAACUUCCAAAGUAAAGGGUGACUCCAAAGUCUCACUGAGUCAGAGUACGAAAGGCGGUCAUGUCUACCACUAUUGCUGGUGGAAAGCGGUCACCGCGAUUCCCGUGACAAACGCCCGCAUGGACCGUACGAGGGGACAGAGCGCGAAUACAUGGAUGAAUCGGUCGUAUCUUCAGGAACACCAAAAAACAGUGGGCGACCGACCGCGUGCGCCUUACGACGGCGCUGAGCGGGAAUAUGUGGAUGAAUCGGUCACGUCGUCAAGUACUCCGAAAAAAAUCCGCGAACGCCCGCUGCACGAACCGUACGACGGUGCCGAGCGUGAAUAUGUGGGCGAAACGGUCGUGACCUCGGGUUCGCCGAAAAGGAUACGUGAACGACCGCACGGACCCCAUGAUGGCGCGGAACGUGAAUACGUCGACGAAGCGGUCACGUCUUCGGGUACACCGAAAAAAGUCCGCGAGCGACCGUUGGGUGCGUAUGAUAAUGCCGGUCGGGAGAUUCUCGAUGAAGCGGUUUUGGUCACCACCGGUCCCGGUGCCACGAAGCCUCCGAAACCCAAAGAUAGAACGAUUGAAUCGCUUCGUGAGGCAACCCACGAUUCGUCUGGGGAGAAUACACCGCGCAAGCAGAAGAAACAGCUCUGGUUUGCUGGCGACACGCGCCGCUCAGCAUCGACGUCUUCCACGUCAUCAUCAUCCAGCGAAUCAUCCACUUCCAGCUCAUCGGAGUCCGAAGUGUUGGAUGCAGAUGGUAAAUUGAAACGCAAAUCACCAUCACGGUCGCCGGUUAAGAAAAUCAGGAAGCCGAAGAAGGAGAAAAUUGCAUACGAAGCCGUUCCAACGGACGAGCAGUUGGUGGAAGGAGUGGUUGUCACAAAGUCGGAAAAGGUCAAAAAGCCAAAAGACAAAAGUCAUAAAAAGACAAAAGCCACAAGAAAGACAAACAUAAGCAUGGCGUUAUCAAAACGACGCCGUUCGACGAUGAAGGUCGCGAAAUCUAGAAGAAAGCACUAUGGUCAGAACGUACGAAGAACCUUCGCUAGAACGCGACAGAGGAGGCCGAGGGUGUAUGAAAACGGCGGUUCGGCUCGUGAGAGGCUACAUGAAAUGGCUCUAAGUGGUCGCCAACCGGUAACGGAAACGUACGUAAGGUCAGCGGAAGGCAGACUGGAUAGUGAAACAAUGGAGUAUUCCACAUCGUAUAAAAACGGUCAUCCCGAGCGGCCGCUCGCAACUCCCACAUCUAUCACAUUACACGAAAAAUCAUUUACACAUGAACACGACGAACCGACUCGCGACAAAGUUACAAAGACUCCAAAAGAACUGGAAGAAGACGAGAAAGCCCGAAAAAAGAACGAAAAAGAACGCAAAAAACGCGAACGUAAGGAACAGCAAGAACGCGAGCGGCUGGAGAAAGAGCAGCGUAGUGCUGCCAAGAAACGUGAAAAGCUGGAGAAGGAAGAACGGGAGCGACUGGAAAAAGAGGAAAAGAAGCGAAACAAGGAGAAAGCGAAGAACGCUAAGGCUGGAAAGGAUAAGGUGGAAGUGGUGAUUGCUGAAGGGGUGACACAGCGCGAGCUCGAUGAGCGACAAGAUGACAAGUCACCCAAGCCACUGGGCCAUAUUAAUCUGGCUGAGCGCGUCGACCACAUUCGUUCCGCCGAUUCCAGCACCGAGAGCUCACGGGCUCCGUCACGCAGUCAGUCGUCGCAACCGUUUUCCCCAGUUUCCAAGACCACGCCUACUUUGAUUCGGGAUGAUGAAACACUGCGUCGCAGUCAGACACCGACACUUCUGCGAGCCCAGCAUGAAGCUUCAGUGGAAAGGUCACCAUCCGGUGUCAGUCGUUCCAAGUCGCCCGGUAAAGCCGUUGUGGAGCUACGUGAAAGAGUGACCAAAGGCGACACCGGCACACUGCCGCGUAAACCAGCGUCCGAGGAUGCCGUGCAGCUGUAUGAAACGCCAUGGUUGCCGUUGAACCGGGAUGAAGAUUAUCCCCCUGAGACAUUUGGACGCACUGACCGGAGCCAAGAACCAGCUGUUUCGCCACCGGACAUGACACUGAAUUACAUGCAGGAUGACCGCCAUUUUCAGCAGCAUCCCAUCGACACUACCGGCAACGUCUACAUAUCCGGCUAUUCCGAAGGAAAAAUGAGUCCCCAUGUGGAAGGUAAAAUCAGUCCCCAUGAAACCACCCCCACCCGCGUCAUCGAUGCGACCCACGUUAUCGAUGGUUCCCGCGUCACCGAUGGCAUUCGUGUCCACGAGGGAACCCGCGUCGAGAGCACGCGUGUCCCGGAAAUGCCGACACGCGUAGAAAUAUCCGAACAUGUGCGCCGGGAAGAAGUCUAUCCGGAGCCGGGACCGAAAAAGCCGGGACAUCUACCGCAGCGCGGAGAGACCUAUGAACAAAUCAUGCGCGAUGUCGAACGCCGCAAACACGAGCCAGGCUACCAGUCCGCCGUUCACGGUUACGAACCGGAAGUGCGCGAAGAUCUUCAUGAACUGGAGGGCACCUUUGUGCCCGACAAUGUCGACCUGAUUCGCGGCCAAGCCCCCAUCCACGGCGGCUUUUUGGUGAGUUUCCUGGUGGAUGCCCGCGGUGGUGCCAUGCGCGGAUGCCGGCACUCGGGAAUUCGCGUCAUCAUUCCGCCGCGGAAAGCGCCAUGCCCCAUGCGCAUCACCUGCAAAUAUCUGACCAAAGACAAAGUGGCCAAUCCACCGCCGCUGAUGGAAGGUGAAGGACUGGCCUGCCGAAUUCUGGAGAUGGGCCCGUCGUCAGCGAAAUUUUUGGGACCCGUGAUUGUCGAAAUUCCACAUUUUGCAUCGCUUCGAGAUGGAGAACGCGAAAUCACCAUAUUACGAAGUGAGAACGGACAAACCUGGCGCGAGCAUACGCUGGAAGCUACCGAGGAAGCGGUGCAGAAAGUUCUCAAUGAAAGCUUUGACCCGAAUGAACUGAGCGCAAUAGAAGACCUGCAGACCAACCGCAUCGUGCGCAUUCUCACAACGGACUUCCCGUUAUAUUUCGCAAUCAUUUCCCGCAUCAAACAGGAAGUCCACGCUGUCGGUCCCGAUGGUGGGGUUAUCGUAUCCACCGUCGAAAACAAAGUGCAGGCGCUCUUCCCGGAAGGUGCUUUAACAAAGAAGAUUAAAGUCGGAGUGCAGGCUCAUGUCGUCCCGCAAGACUUAGUAUCGCGAUUACUGGGCAACCGCAUCGCCGUCAGCCCGAUCGUCACGGUCGAGCCACGCCGUCGUAAAUUCCACAAGCCGAUAACGCUUACAAUCCCCCUUCCUCGUGCUGCUGGAAAGGGCAUGGUGAACCAGUAUACCAGUGAUUCGCCCAAUCUGCGGCUCCUGUGUAGCAUUACAGGUGGCACCAAUCCAGCACAAUGGGAAGACAUUACCGGCUCGACGCCCUUGGUGAUCGUUAACGACUGCAUCCAAUUCACCACGACCGUCUCAGCGCGGUUCUGGCUGAUGGACUGCGGGCAUAACAUCAAUGAGGCGGUGAAACUCGGCCACACCAUCUACGCCGAUGGUUGCGUGGUGCCCUUCAUGGCCAAAUUCGUCGUGUACGCACGGCGCUUUGACAACGAAGAAGCCCGGUUGCGGGUCUUUUGCAUGACCGACGACAAGGAGGACAAGACCCUGGAGCACCAGGAACGAUUUGUGGAAGUGGCCAAGAGUCGUGACGUGGAAGUACUGGAGGGGAAGAAUCUCUACAUCGAAAUGGCCGGCAAUCUCAUCCCAGUGACCAAAUCGGGCGAACAGCUGCAUUUACGCUUCUAUCCUUUCCAAGAGAACCGUCUGCCCUUCUUGGUAAAGGUCAAGGAUCCCAAUGAAGAUGCUCAAGGCCGACUUGCAUUUAUGAAGGAUUCCAAGUCCGGACGCAAUGAGAUGCCGCAGAUCCCCAUUUGCAACCUUAACGUCCGCCUGCCCGAUGAACUGAGCCCGAUGGAACCGACAUCAGCCAAAGACAUUGUCACCAUUGUCCGACGACCAGUCUACAUGAAAGAGAUCGGUAAAGCUGGAUCAGUGCACCGUGCUGAUCUCCGCUUACACGAUGUGGCUGAUCUCCUCGGCGACGACUGGCCGGCUCUGGCGCUGCAGCUGGGUUUCCGUGAUCCGGAAAUCCAGGCGAUUAAGAACGAGGAGCCAAAAGUCCAGAAGCAGGCGCUGAUUAUGCUACGCCGCUGGGUGGAACGACGCGAUCAGUCGCGACAAGCCGGAAGCGAUCUCGAACAAGGGCUCAAGCGCAUCAAUCGGGAUGACAUUGUUAACAAGAGCAUGUUCAAUGUCAAACUCUUGACGGACGAUGUGGACCGCAGCAUGCAAAGAUUCAGUGUGGACCGAGACCAAAUUGGGUUCGAUGCUUUGCAUGAGGAACUGGGACCGAGUCAUGAAGGAACACUCGACCGGACGUUUGUGCGGGAUUAUGCACCGGGUUACCCGCCCAAGAAAGCGGAAUCCGAAUCGGCAAGCGAGACAACAUCUCUGCAUGAGGAAGUGGUAGGAGCACCAUGUGGGCCACAAGGAGGAGCUGGUGGACAAACUAGGCACUCGACUGCGCGAACUGGACGAACGGCAUCCGGCCGAAACGAAAACCUAUGUUCGAAGUGCGGAAGAAGUGCCGGUUCGCGAAGAACUUGUCGAGUCCGUCCGCACCACGGACGGCCACCAGUUACCAACGGAGAACGUUCGGGUCACCCACAAAGAAGUAUCGGAGACCCGACACGUUGGACCCGGUUUCUUGAACAAAGCUGCUAUUCUUUGAGCCAAAUGCGCCGUGAACCCGAGCAGGAAGUUCUGCAUGAGACCACCCGUGUGCGGGAAGCACCACCCAGCCCGCCCCGUCGCCAGGUCAGCCAGCCGACCGAGGAAGUCCUCCACGAAAGCACCCGCGUCCGUGAAGCUCCACCCAGUCCCCCCAGCCGCCGAGACGUGUCACAGCCCACACAGGAGGUCCUUCACGAAACCACCCAGGUCCGUGAAGCACCGCCCAGCCCGCCGGCACGCAAGCAGCCACCCAGUCCUCCUCGACGCAUGGAACCGCCUGUGCCACCUACCCGCAAGGAACCUCCCAGUCCACCGGAACGCCACGAACCGACACCCACGGUGGUGCAUACGGAAGAGCGGGUGAUUGGCACAACCGAGCCUGUAACGCGUGUGCACGAAACAGUUACCAAGACGGUGCGACACGUUGGCCCCGGAUUCCUGAACAAAGCGGCGGAUUCUAUCGAGCAGAUGCGCGGUGAGGAGUUGGAGCACGAGCGACCGCAGCUCUCCAAUGAGCCGGUGGGCGAUGAUGACGCUCAGAAGACCAGCUCGCAGCAGAGCUAUGAAACGGUGGAAAGCGAGUAUGAUGAUGACGGCAACCUAGUUACCAAGAAGACCGUGACCACCGUCAAGACAUCACGUACUACACGGACAAUUAUUGGCGAUCAAGAUGAGAUAGUGAAAAAGGCCACCGAGGGUGAAUUUAUGCGCAAUGUUCCUGGACGUCGUGCAUCGCAAGAAGGAGAAAAUCUGCAAGAAACAGUCACCCGUGUUUCAACAGAUACCAGUGGUCCAGAGAUUACCGACGUCACGGAGACAUUUGUGAAGGAAGCCGAAGAGCCACAUACCCGAGGCAUUGUAGCCGUAAGUGAAACGGACUACGGCCGGCAUCUCGACAGCGUCCUGGUGGCACCGCAUCCAUCUCCCGCGAUCACCCCAUCCGCCUCCCAGACCCCUCUGGAUGUGACUUCAUCGAUAUUGUACGAAGUUAAUCAAAGCACUAGCUUAGCCGACCGCGAGCGCAUUGAAUCUCUGCCGACGGCGCCCCCUCGGCGACCAAAAGGUCAACGUAACGCCUUUGAAGAUCUAGAACGAGUACGCCUGGAAAGCUCCUCCUCAUCCGUUGUGAGUCAUAUCAGCCGCAAGGUCGAAUCCGAUGCGGAGUCAGCGAAAACCUUUGACGACAAUAUGUCAUACGCGACAGCACGGGAAAGCCUCAGCGAAUCAUCGCUGUACUAUACGGCACGGGAGUCGAUUAGCGGUGACAGUGUCUCUACCUUGAUUUCUGAUCAAGAGCUCAAACAGCUGGAGAGCGACGCCGAAUCGGUGUUUUCCGCGAUGACCGACCGGGAAUAUUCCGAGCCGCCAGAAAGCCAUGUGUAUCAUGCGGAACGGGAAAGCACGCCAACGAAUAUUUCCGCUUCCCUCGAGCGCCUCAAUCAGACGGUUGCAUACGUUAGCCCAAGCAGUCCAACGCGAAGUAUAAUUCAGGAAACAAUGAGUCUCUUUCCGGAAGAAGAACCGACCAGUCCGCCGAAAAGCCCUAUCAACCCGUUUUAUGCCGAUGACACCGAUUUUCCUAAACGCGCCGGAAGUGUGGUGUAUCGCAGUACCGCGGAACGACAGGAAGAAACUGCAACUACUGUGGAAGAAACCAAGGAGCGGAUCAGCCCAUAUGCGGCAGUACGACGUGCAUCGUUACAACAACAGACCACGUCGAAUAUCGAACACGGUCAAGAAGUCAAGCAACAAACCGUUACCACCACGUUUGUCACCGAAAUCAAACCAACUAUUCCCAGUUCUCCCGUCCCGACGCCGUCAAGCGAAACACUCCGCAAUGAACGGGAAACGAUAGAAGUGACAAUACAGCCGCGUGAAGAGCACACGUUUGUUUCUGCUGUACAAACUCCGCGUACAUUCAACGUGGAUGUGCUGCGAGAGAGUGUCUCCGUGAGCCCGACGCGAAAGGAAUUCGCGCAGACUUUGCCGGAUGUUCCUCCGGGUGGUUUGUCCAUCCACCCGGAUAUCUCAACAUAUAGCGAGACAAUUGAAUCCACCAUGCAAGACAUGAUACGCAAUCUGCAGACCAUACGAGGCGAAGCCGGAUUGAGUGAGUUACCGCCGCGAGUGUCCUCCCCAACGGAAGUGCGCUUUCGCAUGUCCAACAGUAAUCUGGAAGAUUUUUCAAUGUCCCAGCAAGUGGACCGGGCGACCGUCGAGCAACUGUUGGAUUAUUAUACGUCUCCGAAAACUACGCGGCGAAGCUCCAACCAGCGCUCACAUACCGAACAGACAACGGCAUCCGAAAUGAUCAUUCAUACGGACAUUGAGCAGACGGUGUCGUCAUCCAGUCCACCCGCCGAGUCCCCGUAUCCCGGGGAAUUUCUGCGCCGGUUUAUCGCCGAGCGCGACCGGGCGCGGCCGCACUGGAUGAAACGGCCGUUGGGCGUGGUCAUUAAUCCCGAUAGUCCGGAGUUUGUUAAGCAGAUGGCCGCGGUUAUCGAAGAAGAAAAUCGAGCGCAGCAAUCUCGAUUGGAAAGCACUUCCGAUUCGGAGUUCCUGUCGAGGAGAGCGCCAUUUUAUUCCGAUACAACGGCACAAGGAUCUUCAACUAUGCGCGAGACUUAUUCGUACCAGCAAAAGUAUUUUGGUGAUGAGAGCGGCGAAAUCCCACCAUUUCCCUAUCCAUCGGAUGAGUCAAUAACACCGGAAAUGUACCACUACGAAAGUCUUCCACAGUACCAGUACGAAUAUACCGGAGCCCAUGAGCUUAAAAAAUCGUAUAAAGACUUUGAAAGCGAGGCUUACGCUAGCGCCGGUACCACUGUCUUUACUGUCGAGGAGGAGAAAGUCACGGUGCAGACCCGCACUAUGGCUGAGGGCGAGAAUGUGUCCCAGCAUAUUUCUGCUACUUCCACAUCCGGUCUUGAAAGCGCACAAGAGAGGCUUUUUGAGCAGACGUUUGUGCGUGACCUUUCCGAAGGAAGUGGUCUUCCUGCAGUGCAGUCAGCUUUGGCGCAUAUCCAGGGAGAUACAGAUUUACUUGCUGACAGUAUUACUCACACUGCCGACGAACUCGUACAAGAAGCCGUCACUGCCGCUCUUGAUGAGUUAUCAGCUGCCGACACGACCGGAUCCCAGACAACCGUUAGAAACCUGUCUAGUGAGUAUUCUGGGUCAUCAGCAUCACAAGAAGAAGAAAUUAUCAAACAACAACGUCCGACUCAUUUGUUCGCAGCCGCACAGCAACCCCAUGUAACAUUUACCGGAACAAUACCAAUUAUAGAAACUCCAUCCUCCCAGCAUCCGCACUUUCCACGCACGCCCGAACACAUCCAUCGCAGCCCGUCACCGGUGGAAGUAACGGAGAUCACAGAAACAGUUGCCACUGAAAGCGGCGCCGCUACUCCGAUAGUUCAAGAGCCAGAAGAGCUACCUGGGCGGGAGCGUAGAGAAUCGGGUAGUUCAGUCAAAUCAGAACCUAUCGAGACACCCACGGUCGUCCGCACGGACGAUGACCGCGAACGCCUAACAGCCAGUGCCGCUGAUUCCGGUCUGACGGUGUCGGACAUCCGCACCGCGUCGACCAUCUCCGGGGGCUAUCUCCAAGAGAGCCUGCACGAAGUCGCUGAUACCUUCGAUGAGAAUCUUCCACCCACCCGCCGGGAACGCACCCCGAUCCGACACCGGAAUUACCAGAAGAACGCUUAUGGACACGCGCGGAUUUCCGCGCCCCGCCCUUCGGGAUGGGCAUGCGUCAGUAUUCUGAGAGCGAAUUCUCUGAGGCCGAACUGCGAGAGCUGGCCCGUCGGCCGUCCGAUGUCAGUGUGCAGGAUAUCUUCCGGCGACCGGAAAGCCCAGAGCCACCGGGUUCAUCGCCCGCCUCGGCGUCGGCGUCCAACCGCGACCAGGAAGAGGUGAUCAGUG